Molecule: messenger RNA, 1743 nt
Organism: Exophiala aquamarina CBS 119918
Lineage: Eukaryota; Fungi; Ascomycota; Eurotiomycetes; Chaetothyriales; Herpotrichiellaceae
Exons: 1
Coding region: 1-1743 (580 amino acids)
Molecular function (GO): magnesium ion binding; carboxy-lyase activity; thiamine pyrophosphate binding
Source: RefSeq, a predicted model, not a curated record
AUGCCUUGGAAGCCAGUUCCCCUCGCCCAAUACUUGUUUACUCGCCUUCGACAGAACAAUGUGCAAUAUAUGCACGGCGUGCCUGGUGACUUCACCCUAAAGGCACUAGAUUAUCUCAAACCAUCCAACAUCAAGUGGAUCAACUCCUGCAAUGAGCUGAACGCAGGAUACGCCGCCGAUGGAUAUGCACGUGUGGUGGGCCUUGGCGCACUUUUUACCACCUACGGUGUUGGGGAACUAAGUGCCAUCAAUGCAAUCGCGGGCUCAUAUGCGGAGCACGUCCCGGUGGUCAGUAUAGUCGGCUCGCCGCAACGCGAGAUGCAACGUCAGGCUUUGAACAUUCACCAUACACUGGGCGAUGGAAGACCUCGCGUUUUUGCGGAGAUGGCAAAACAAGUCACGGCGGCACAAGCACAUCUCGUCGAUGAGCACGACGCGGCAGAGAUGAUUGAUGAAGUCAUCACAGCAUGUUUGGCGAAGAACCAACCAGUCUACAUCGAUUUGCCAUGUGAUAUGGUGGCAAAGGAGGUUGAUGGUGCACGGCUGAAUCAGCAACUCGUAAGGAAGAGCAAUCUCGUAGACGGACGGUUCGACGGUCUUGUCGACGCCGUUCAAGCAAAAAUCCAAAACGCUAAACAACCUUUAAUCCUCGUUGACUCUGGCCGUGGCGUUCGUCACCUGAAGAAGGAAAUUAAUGCGUUUGUUCAGAAAAGCGGAAUUCCGACACUGGCUAUGCCGUCAGGCAACGGAAUGGUAAGCCAUUCUUUCCCGAAUUUUUACGGCGUCCAUUCAGGUCCGGUCGGGCGAAUUGACACGAUGCCAUAUCUCAAUGGGGCAGAUCUAGUUAUUGCAUUUGGGCCAAUGUUCUCGGAUACUCAAACUCUAGGGUGGCAAGUCAUUCCAGAUGUGAAGAAGAUGAUCAUAGUAGACAAGGGAUCAGUUCAGAUCCCGAACCAACCGAUGGCCAAAAUGAAUCUCGAGGACUUUCUGCCUGUUUUGACGGAGAGGAUCGAUCCACAACUGCUCAACAAACCAGAUGUCUCUUCGCUAGGCAAUUUUCGCAAAUUCAAGCCUACCAUUCACGACAUGGAUCACGAGAUCGACCAAGAAAACUUCUAUCUUUAUCUCAAUAAGUAUCUGAAAGAAGAUGACGUUAUCCUCCUGGCCAACGCCACCCCUAUACUGGGAGGGCGAGAUCUCAUCUUGCCCAAGUCAGCACAUACCAUAGCAUCGGGCCAAUGGUUCUCUAUUGGCCACAUGCUUCCAGCCGCACAAGGAGCUGCACUGGGACAACGUCAAAGAGGCUUGUUGGCCAAGCAAAAGCUCAAGGAUAAUCCCCGUGUUAUCCUCCUUGAAGGUGAUGGCAGCUUCCAAGCCACAGCACAGGAGCUCAGCACCGUGAUUCGUUAUCGCAUUCCCUUGACCAUCUUCAUUAUCAACAACUCCGGAUAUGCCUAUGAACGUCAUAUUCAUGGCAUGGACGAGGAAUAUAACGACCUCGCGCCCUGGGAUUAUGCAGACCUUCCCCGAUGGUUUGGGGCCAAGUCUGAUGUCGGAAAGCCACAAGAGUACCCUAUUAUGACUCAAAGGGUUCAGACGUGGGCUGCACUUGAGGGGGUAUUGAGCAAUCCAAAACGGAUGAAUCCAGGAGGCUUAAAUCUGAUUGAGGUCGUGGUUGGGAAGUAUGAUAUUCCGGAGAAGUUUAAAGCAGUGUUCGAGGCUGCAGGCGAGAAGUUGGGUUAG